AUGAGCACAAGCAGGUUACUCAGAACUGAGGCUUUAUCCUGGAUGUUGGCUGAGGACAACGUGACUGGGGGCCAGUCCCAGGGGUUGAUCCUGCAGCCUGCCUGGGACUACCUCCACCAGAAUCACCACGACCUCCUGAGGAGCCCUCUCUUCCCUGUGAUUCUAUCCGUCACCACCUAUUUCCUCCUGGUUGGUAUUUACACUGUGCUGGACCUGCUGGCUCCCUGCUGGCCCUGCAUUAACCGCUACCGGCUCCACCCUGACAGACCCGUCACGUGGCCUAACAUCUGGACUACCUUGAGUGUCACUAUCUACAACCAUCUGCUCUACAUCUUUCCUGCUGCAGUUGCCCAGUGGCUGUGGAGGCCGCCGACCCCGUUACCCUGUGAGGCACCCACUUUCUGGAGCUUCUGCCUGGGCAUCCUGGGCUGCAUGGUGGUCUUUGACUUCCAGUAUUACCUUUGGCACCUGCUGCACCACCGGGUACCCUGGUUGUACCGCACGUUCCAUGCCGUACACCAUCAGUACAACCAGCCUUUCAGCCUCGUCACCCAGUACCUGUCUGGCUGGGAGUUAUUCAGUGUGGGAUUUUGGGCUACAAUAGACCCCAUCCUUCUCCAGUGCCACUGCCUCACAGCAUGGGGUUUCAUGGUCUUCAAUGUCUACGUUUCCACUGAGGACCACUCUGGCUAUGACUUCCCGUGGUCCACGCAUAACCUGGUGCCCUUUGGCCUCUGGGGUGGUGCACCCAAGCAUGAUGCUCAUCACCAGCGGCCCAAUACUCACUUUGCCCCGUUCUUCGCUCACUGGGAUUGGCUGGGGGGCACCCACACUGGGCUAACUCCCGCCACCCAGGCUGCAGCUGGGGAGCAAGACGAGGUGAAAGGUGGAAAAGACUGA
Micropterus dolomieu (smallmouth bass) is the source of this 900-nucleotide messenger RNA. It is a transcript of the gene ch25hl2, whose product is annotated as cholesterol 25-hydroxylase like 2. Lineage: Eukaryota; Metazoa; Chordata; Actinopteri; Centrarchiformes; Centrarchidae. Gene Ontology annotation, molecular function: C-4 methylsterol oxidase activity; steroid hydroxylase activity; iron ion binding. Gene Ontology annotation, biological process: sterol biosynthetic process; cholesterol metabolic process. Bases 1 to 900 code for a protein of 299 amino acids. The record is from RefSeq and is a predicted model, not a curated record. The transcript has a single exon.